This is a messenger RNA of Ogataea philodendri, 735 nucleotides long. RefSeq lists its product as uncharacterized. The record is from RefSeq and is a predicted model, not a curated record. Gene Ontology annotation, biological process: pyridoxine metabolic process; pyridoxal 5'-phosphate biosynthetic process. Gene Ontology annotation, cellular component: glutaminase complex; cytosol. Gene Ontology annotation, molecular function: glutaminase activity. The coding region runs from base 1 to 735 and encodes 244 amino acids. The transcript has a single exon. NCBI's taxonomy places the organism in Eukaryota, Fungi, Ascomycota, Pichiomycetes, Pichiales, Pichiaceae.
AUGACUCACCAAUCCCCUCAGAGACACGUCGUUGUUGGCGUGCUAUCGCUCCAGGGCUCUUUCAGAGAACACCUGGGCCAUCUGGACGAAUUGUUUGUGCAACUAAAUUCUGCUCCCGAAUACUCCAAGUACCGUUUUUCCAGCCGCAAAGUGCGCGAGCCAAAAGAUCUGGACGGUCUGGCGGGGAUAAUCCUUGUCGGCGGCGAGUCCACAACUAUUUCGCUGCUGUUACAGCAGACCAAACUGUUGGAACCGCUUGCAAGACUGAUCCAGUCCGGGACAAUUGGGGUCUGGGGAACCUGUGCGGGUCUCAUUCUGAUAGCCAACCAUGUGACCAACACCAAAGUGCAGCUGGGAGACAGAAAAUACGAGCUUAUUGGCGGACUAGACGUUUCUAUUGAACGGAACUCGUUUGGCAGACAGGUCGACUCGUUUGACCAAGAACUGAGUUUUCCCGCAGCAGGGAUUGGCUCGUUCAAGUGCGUGUUCAUUCGGGCACCCACAGUGACGGACGUUAUUGGGAAAACGCCUGUUGUGGGGUCAAACAGCUCGGUGGUUGCAAAAGUGUACACCAAGAACGAGGCGCCAGUGGAGGUCAUUUCGCGGGUCGAACGCAGUGGCAAGUCGAUGGUUGUUGGUGUUAGACAGGGCCAUAUCUUAGGCUCAUCGUUCCACCCGGAACUGGUGCCUGAUUACCGGUUUCACAAGUGGUUUAUAGACGAGUUUGUUCUGUAG